CGAGGAAGGGAAGUCGGAGGUCGUUGCCUUACAAGACUCCUAUUUGGGAGUUUAUUCCUGUCAUCGCCGAAGGAAGCUUUCUCGUCUCUAUGCUUGCUCGGUUGGGGUUGACGCCGCCAUUAUGAUGCCUGUCUUCAAAAGCAGCCGCCGCGACUUUACUUUCGGGCCGUGGAAGUUAACGGCCGCUCGGACCCACAUCAUCAAGUCGGCCGACGCCGAGAGAUUAGCUGAAGAACUGCACAUGCCAUGUGUUCCAGAAAUGAUGUUUGGUGACAAUGUCCUAAGAAUUCAGCAUGAACUGCUAUUUGGCAUAGAGUUCAAUGCAACUGAUGCUUUAAGAUGUGUAAACAACUUGCAAGGAAUGGUUAAAGUUGCUUGUGCAGAAGAAUGGCAAGAAAGCAGGUCUGAGCCUGAGCACACAAAGGAAGUUGUUAAACCAUAUGAUUGGACUUACACAACAGACUACAAAGGAACUCUGCUGGGUGAAACACUAAAGUUAAAAGUUUCUUCUACAACAGAACAUAUAGAUACAGAGAAACUAAAAGCCAGGGAACAGAUAAUGUUUUUUGAGGAAGUUCUUUUGUUUGAAGAUGAACUUCACGAUCAUGGGGUUUCAAGCCUGAGUGUCAAAAUUAGAGUAAUGCCAUCCAGCUUUUUUGUGCUGUUGAGGUUUUUCUUGCGAGUUGAUGGAGUGCUUAUCAGGAUGAAUGAUACAAGGCUUUAUCAUGAGGCCAACAAAUCCUACAUGUUGCGGGAAUAUACCUCUAGGGAAAGCAAAAUAUCAAAUCUAAAGCAUGUUCCCCCAACACUGUUUACGGAUCCUAAUGAGAUUGCUCAGUAUUUACCUGUUAAAGAAAAUAUUUGUGAGAAGCUGGAAUUUCCUGAGAACUCACACCCUGAAUCUGCAGCUGCACCAGAAGGCACUUAAUGAGAUCUACAUAAUCUGGUGGACUUGAUAUAGACCCUGUUUUUAUCUUCUUGGCCAUUACCACUGAAAAUGCUGGAUAUAGAUCUGUCUGGAUGCCUGGCUAAAAUUUCUGUAGCCUUGGGUGGGUGAAGCUAACUUGGAAGUUUUUCCUGUACUUUCAUUGUGUCUCUAUUUUGAAUAUGCUCUGAUCUAACAGGAAACUGCGGUUACUGAUAUUGGAGAGUAAGUCCCCAAAUCAGGAUUGAUUAUUUUGAAGUAUGCAACAUUUCAAAAAAGUCUGGACAGAUGUUGGAAAACAAAUAAGACCUCUUCACAAGCGCAGUAACUUUUAGGGACAUUGUUUUAACAUAGUCUUUUGUUAUAGAAGGACUUCUAUAGUGUUUCAUAUGAUGUGUAAGAGUACAUUAAUUAUGUUUGUUCUAUAGGUUAAAUUUGAUUACCUUGUUGAGGGAUCAUUGAUGCUUGAUCAGUUCAUGAAAUUUAAUGUAUGUUGAAUGGUAUUCUUAAUAUUCAACACUUGCUUGCUGCCUGUCUUAUCAGAUGUGAGCUUUGUUAAAUUUAAAACAAAGCUAAAUCUUUCACUAAUUUUAAAAAGCAGUUAAAUAAGUUCCAUAAUAAGUUUGACCAAGUACAGGUAACAAUAGGAUCCACUUUUGCCUGAUUCCUACCAUUUUUGUCAUAAAUCAGAUUAGAUGAAAUUGUUAGUGCUUCUUGUCAACCUGAAGAAGUUACCUCCUUUUAAAAAUAUUACAAGUUUGUUUAUAUUGAUUAGAUUGUUAACACAACUAAAUUCUUAUAAUAUUUGUAACAGAAUAUAAAGUAUUAGUAGUUGGCUACUGCAAGUAUGACAGACAUGCAUACUUUAUCAGUAUUUUUGAUAAAAAUGAUUGCACAUAUGUUCAUAAAAUAGUUACCAAACUGCACCAUUCAUAUAUUUCUUAUAGAAGAUCAACUGAACUGUUGGGGAGAAAUUGUUUUAUCAGUUAUUUCCAAAACUCAUUUUCAGCCCUUAGAUUUUGGCGUAUCUCUCCACCCUGCCAUUUGGGAGCAGACAAAAAACUUUUUGAGAUUUUGGUAAUAAGAGAAUAAUAAAUCUUAGGUUUGUUUUUAUAUAUUAUGGCAAUAGAUUCUUAAAAUAUUCUAGUAUAAAUAUAUAGAUUUCUGCUGAUACGGCUUUUCUUAUCUAUUGCCUCAAGGGAGAAGAGUUUGAGAAUCAGGAACAAGGUUUCUUGUUUCGUCUUUUUUUUAUGAUUAUUAUUCUGCGUUUUAGUUUUCUUACUUGAAAAAGUAAAAUAACAAACACCUUUGGAAGUACUAAGAUAAGGCAGUCUAAUUCAGUAUCCAUUGGAUCAGUAACAAAUUGCAUUGGGCAUUAUGGAAUGUGUUAAGAGUAAACAUGUGUAGGUUUGUUGCUAGGUUUUAAACCAUAUUAAGCCUUGUUCUGAAGCAACAUUGGAAGUUCACUACUUAACAUACAUAGGAAAUCAUUCAGCCAGGCAGGGAUUUGUCUUGCUUUGAACAAUGGCUCUUGGAAAAAUACACAUGUUGACUCCAGAAUUUUCUAAGGAAGAUAUGUCAAUCCUGUAUCUUGAGAGAGCUUCAACUGUUUAUACUGUGUAUCUAGUCAUGAUUGCUAGUUAUAUAGCAAAAUAGAACAGAGCUGAUGAUUAGACUAUAGAAGUAAUUAGGGUGAAGUAGAAGCAGCAGCAGUCAUUCAGUGAAAAAGAUCCCAAAAGAAAGGGCAAACAACACCUACAGCUAUAAAAUUAGUCAUACUUCAUUUUUAAAAUUUGUUUCAAUAAAUAUGUGAAGCAGCUAAAUUUAUCCUAUUUAUUCUGUCCUACAACAUAGUUGUAUAGCUAUGUCAAAAUCAGACCAGAGAGGGAGAGAAAACUGGAUCCUUAUUCCUGUAUCAUGCAUGUUGUACUUGACAUUUAACAGUAGUGAAAUCUAUGUGGGAUUUGUUCUUGUAAGCAUUUCCUUGUGAAAUUAAGCAAGUUCAGACCUUAAAAAGGUACACUAUACUGUCAAUAUUUCCAAUCUUGAAAUUAAUGGAAGCUACAUUGUGCACCUCCUCAUUUCAAUAGUACUUGUGCAGAAUUACUUACUAAGGUACUCUUAUCAGCAUGAAAAAGACCUUUUGUAAUGUUUAGUCAGAAACAUGUAAUGGUUUGUGUUCUGUCACAAAAUAAAAAAGUCACAUUUA
This is a messenger RNA of Candoia aspera, 3134 nucleotides long. RefSeq names its product TOR signaling pathway regulator (gene TIPRL). Bases 122 to 928 code for a protein of 268 amino acids. NCBI's taxonomy places the organism in Eukaryota, Metazoa, Chordata, Lepidosauria, Squamata, Candoiidae. The record is from RefSeq and is a predicted model, not a curated record. Gene Ontology annotation, biological process: TOR signaling. Gene Ontology annotation, cellular component: cytosol. The transcript has 7 exons.